AUGGUUAUUGCAAUAAUACAAACACGGGAUAUAAGUGUUCUUGAUAUGGAGGGUAAAGACUGUCAGACAAGGAAUUACUGUUAUAACCAACAUUGUUCUAACCCUGGAACUUGUCAAAACGAGCGUAGUUCUUACACGUGUCAAUGUAAUGCUGGAUACCAAGGAAAAGACUGUGACCACACUUACUGUUUUCAUCAUCAAUGUCUGAAUGGAGCCUCUUGUGUUAACGGUGAUUCUAACUAUACCUGUAAAUGUGUUCCAGGUUAUAUAGGAUCGUACUGUCAAACACGUGAUCAUUGUUAUCAUCAAACAUGUAGUGGACAUGGAACCUGCCAGAACGAUCAACAAAACUAUACCUGUAAUUGUGAACCAGGUUUUCUAGGAAGUAACUGUGAAUACGACUAUUGUUUCAAUAACACUUGUGAAAAUGGUGCAACUUGUCACAGUGGAAAUUCUAAUUAUACAUGUUCGUGUAAACCUGGUUAUAAAGGAACUCUUUGUGAUACACGUGAUUACUGCCACGGACAGAGAUGUAGCGGUCAUGGAAUUUGUCAUAAUGAACAAAGUAGAUACACUUGCACCUGCCAACCAGAUUAUCGAGGAAAUAAUUGUGAAUUGACAAACUACUGUCAUAGUAAUCCUUGCGGAAAUGGACAUUGUAAUAAUACAAAAACGGGAUAUAAUUGUUUUUGUUAUGGAGGGUAUCUCGGAACGAACUGUGAGAAAGUAGAUCACUGUUUUAAUAAGCAAUGUUCUAAGCAUGGUACCUGUCUUAAUGGACAGAAUACUUACAAUUGUACCUGCAAUGGUGGAUUCUUGGGUAGAGACUGUCAGACAAGGAAUUAUUGUUAUAACAAACAUUGUUCCAACCAUGGAACUUGUCAAAACGAGCAUAAUUCUUACACGUGUCAAUGUAAUGCUGGAUACUUAGGAAAAGACUGUGAACAAACUUACUGUUCUCAUCAUAAAUGUCUGAAUGGAGCCUCUUGUGUAAAUGGAGCCACUAACUAUACGUGUAAAUGUGCUCCAGGAUAUAUAGGAUUGUACUGUCAAACACGUGACUACUGCUACCAUCAGAAGUGUAGUGGACAUGGAACCUGCCAUAACGGUCAUCAAAACUACACUUGCAGUUGUAAUUCUGGUUUCCUGGGCAGAAAGUGUGAAAACGACUAUUGUUUUAAUAUCACUUGUCGAAACGGCGCUACUUGUAAUAGUGGAAAUUUUAAUUAUACAUGUUCGUGUAAACCUGGUUAUAAAGGAACUCUUUGUGAAACACGUGAUUACUGUCAUGGGCAGACAUGUAGAGGUCAUGGAAUCUGUCAUAAUGGACAAAGUGGAUACACUUGUGGCUGCAAACAAGGAUUUCUUGGAAAUGAUUGUGAGAUGAAAGAUUACUGUCAUAGUAAUCCAUGCAGACAUGGACAUUGCACUAAUACAAACACGGGAUAUAAUUGUUUUUGUUAUGGAGGGUAUCUCGGGACAAACUGUGAAAGGGUAGAUCACUGUUAUAAUAAGCACUGCUCUAACCAUGGUACCUGUCACAUCACAGGGAAUUCUUACUCUUGUACCUGUAAUGGUGGAUUUAUGGGGAAAGACUGUGAAACCCGGAAUUAUUGUUAUAACAAACAUUGUUCUAACCAUGGAGCUUGUCAAAACGAGCAUAGUUCUUACACGUGUCAAUGUAUAGCUGGAUACUUAGGAAAAGACUGUGAACAAACUUACUGUUUUCAUCAUCAAUGUCGGAAUGGAGCCUCUUGUGUUAAUGGUAACCGUAACUUUACAUGUAAAUGUGCUCCAAGUUUUAAGGAUACAUACUGUCAGACGCGUGAUUAUUGUUACCAUCAGAACUGUAAUACAGGUGAAUGUGUCAACGCUAACGGAAGUUAUACGUGUGACUGUGCGAAUUGAACAACUGGUAGGAACUGUGAAUCACUGGUUGCAAACCAGUGUCACAAUGGCACGUGUAAUAAUCAUGGACAGUGCCAUGUUUAUCAAAGAAGGGCCGUGUGCACGUGUAACAUUGGAUAUAACGGUACUGAUUGUUCCAAACGUAACGCAUGCGCCCACCACCCGUGUCAGAAUGGCGCAAAAUGUUUGAUAUCUGAAGCUAACUACACGUGCCACUGUGCCAAAGGUUUCAUAGGAGAACUCUGUGAUAUCGUUGAUCACUGUGCAACGAUUCCCUGCCAACACUCUGGAUCUUGUAUUAAUACCGAUUCUGGAUAUAAUUGUUCAUGCCCUGAUCAUUUCACGGGACAGAACUGUAGCAAUCCCGAUUACUGUUUUGGACAACACUGUUAUAACCGAGGACGGUGUGUGAACAAGAUCAGGGAUUACCUAUGUCAGUGUAGGAAUGGAACAACUGGUAAAAACUG
Messenger RNA from Saccostrea cuccullata (small rock oyster), 2375 nucleotides. RefSeq names its product fibropellin-1-like. The transcript is spliced from 2 exons. The coding region runs from base 1 to 1908 and encodes 635 amino acids. Lineage: Eukaryota; Metazoa; Mollusca; Bivalvia; Ostreida; Ostreidae. Gene Ontology annotation, molecular function: calcium ion binding. The record is from RefSeq and is a predicted model, not a curated record.